This is a messenger RNA of Colletotrichum scovillei, 3088 nucleotides long. RefSeq names its product VTC domain-containing protein. Gene Ontology annotation, biological process: microautophagy; vacuolar transport; polyphosphate metabolic process. Gene Ontology annotation, cellular component: vacuolar transporter chaperone complex; fungal-type vacuole membrane. The coding region runs from base 371 to 2824 and encodes 817 amino acids. The record is from RefSeq and is a predicted model, not a curated record. NCBI's taxonomy places the organism in Eukaryota, Fungi, Ascomycota, Sordariomycetes, Glomerellales, Glomerellaceae. The transcript is spliced from 3 exons.
GAGGGCCCCCUGUCCGAAGCUUGUCUCGUAACCACUGGCCGCCGCCUCGCAUUCCAUCGCCUUUUGUUUUGCCUGCAACACCCGACCGCGCGACAGGCGAAAGCUUCCCAAACCCUCUCAUACUUUUCUCCAAUAUCUGGAACAUUGAGCCCAAGUCGGUUACACGGCGCAAAAGCUGCAUAAGGUGAGACCUCUAUCCGAAUAAAUCUCCUCAAUUCGACUCCACAUCGUCAACAAGCAAGCCCCCUCAAGAAUUCCAUUACCCAAAAGGCAGACUAACUCUGGGCGUUUCUUCGACUAAGCCUCCUUUGCUUUUCUGCCCUGCUAUGCCCAUACCGAUGAUGCCAUUUCCCUCGAGACCCGGCUCCUCAUGCUAAUUGUCUACGAUACAAAGACACAGGAACGAACUUGGCGACCGAGUCUAGCACCCAGCGAAUCCCCCUGGCGCGCCCCUCCCGGCAUCGUCGUCAUGAAGUUCGGCGAGCAGCUCCGCUCGAGCAUCAUCCGCGAGUACCAAUGGUACUACAUCGACUACGACGCCCUCAAGGCCGACCUCAAGACCGCCACCGGGCCCGUCACACCCGCCGACAAUAGCAAUGGCAAGGGCAAGGGCGGCAAGCGCGAGUGGUCCGAGGAGGACGAGGGCCGCUUCGUCAAGAAGCUCGAGGCCGAGCUCGACAAGGUCCACACGAAGCAGCAGGUCAAGGCCAUGGAGAUCUCGAGGCGCAUUGCCGUGAGCGAGCGCGAGGUCAAGGGCGUCGUCAAUCGUCUCGUCGAGCGCGGCCCCCGCGAGGAGGGCCCUAGUGAGGAGGAGUUCAUGCUGCUCGAGGAGGACUUGAGCGACAUCAUUGCCGAUGUCCACGAUCUUGCCAAGUUUGUCCAGCUCAACUAUACUGGUUUUUACAAGAUUAUCAAGAAGCACGACAAAACGACUGGCUGGCACCUCAAGCCCGUCUUCGACACCCGACUCAAGGCGAAGCCGUUUUACAAGGAAAACUAUGACGCUUCUGUGGUCCAGCUCUCCAAGUUGUACGAUCUGGUCAGGACGAGAGGAAACCCAGUCAAGGGUGACAGCGCAGCCGGCGGCUCCCAGGGCAGCUUCGUUCGCAAUACGACAAAGUACUGGGUCCACCCAGACAACGUGACGGAGCUGAAGCUCAUCAUCUUGAAGCACUUGCCCGUACUAGUCUUCAACGCAAGCAAGGAGUUUGAGAUCCAGGACUCGGCCAUCACAUCCAUCUACUACGACAACCCGGAGACUUGGGAUCUGUACGAGGGUCGUCUGAAGAAGACGGAGGGCGCCGAGGCCAUCCGCCUGAGAUGGUACGGUGGCAUGCAGAGCGAAAACAUCUUUGUCGAGCGCAAGACCCAUCGCGAGGACUGGACCGGUGAGAAAUCCGUCAAGGCGCGAUUCUCGGUCAAGGAGAAGAAUGUCAACGCUUACAUGCGCGGCGAGCUGCUCCCCGCCGCUCUCUUCGAAAAGGCGCGUAAGGAGGGCAAGAAGCCCGAGAAGGCGAUCGCCGAGGACGAGAGACUCGCAAAGGAGGUCCAGUACUCGACUCUCAAGAAGGGGUACAAGCCCGUGUGCAGAUCCUUUUACAAUCGUACCGCCUUCCAGCUCCCCGCUGAUGCUCGAGUCCGUAUCUCGCUCGACACGGAAUUGACCAUGGUUCGCGAGGACAACCUGGACGGCCGUAAGAGGUCCGGCGACAACUGGAGACGCAUGGACAUUGGCAUCGACUAUCCCUUUUCGCAACUGCCCCCCGAAGACAUUGUGCGCUUCCCGUACGCCGUUCUCGAGGUUAAGCUUCAGACGCAGCUCGGCCAAGAACCUCCGGAAUGGGUUCGCCAGCUCAUCUCCAGUCAUCUCGUGGAGGCCGUGCCCAAGUUCUCAAAGUUCAUUCACGGAGUCGCUUGCCUCUUCCCCGACCGCAUCAACCUGCUUCCCUUCUGGAUGCCGCAGAUGGACGUGGAUAUCCGGAAGCCCGUUACGCACGACUUUGGAAUCCACAGACCCAACCAGUCGGCGACUACCACUACAUCAGAUGACGACGAGGAUGACGAGCUAGACUCUGAUGACGAGGAGGGUCCCUUGGUAGCCAGCAAUAACGGUGCCACCAACGGAGAGUCGAGUGGUCAGGGAGCUGCCAGGAACGGCGGGACCGCGCUCGACGUCGAAGGCCAGACGGUCGACACCAUUGCCCCCGUCGACAACGAGGACUUUUUGUACGACUCGGACGAGGAGUACGACGCCGACGAGGCCCUCGAGGAAGCCAGACGGGUCGGAGGCUGGACCUACUACAAGGCGCUUGCCUCUACAAAGGCACAAGCGGCUGGCGAGCGCGCCAUCGAUGUGCUCAAGUGGGCCGUGCCGCAUCCCCGUGGUUCUGUGAUCCCCAGGCGCGAAGUGCAAACAACGCUCUUCGGCUCGGGGCCGAUUCAGACCAAGAGGUUCAAGGCCCCCAAGGGCAAGAAGAUUUACGUGCCAGUCCGCGUGGAACCCAAGGUGUACUUUGCCGCCGAAAGAACCUUCCUCGGAUGGCUCGAAUACUCCAUCUACGUCGGCACCGUCGCCGUCACGCUACUCAACUUUGGUACCAAGCCCACGCCCACGUCCUUCAUCGUGGCCGGCGUCUUCACCCUCCUCGCCAUCAUGUCGCUCUGCUACUCGGUCGUGAUCUACCUGUACCGCAGCAACGCCAUCCGCAACCGCAAGGCGGCCAAGUUCUACGACAAGUGGGGGCCUAGCGCGCUCUGCGCUUCCUUGUUCAUUGCCGUCUUGCUUAACUUUGCGUUUGAGGGCAAUGCGAGGGAGUAUUGGUGAGACGAAGGCUUGUCUAGGUGGUCUAGGUGUGUCAGUGUGUGGUGUCUAAAGUAGUUUUACCUUUUAUCUUGGAAAAAGCGAAUUGUGUUGUUUUCUUUUUGAUGUAUUGUGUAUUGUAGCGGAAUCGUAUAAAAUGGUCUAUUAGAAAUUGGUGGGUUCGGUGUGUCUUGUGCUCCUCUUUCCUUAUUGCAUUAUUUUGGUACAUAGCAUGGUUUAUUCCCUCUUGCUUGCUAUAUCUACCAUAUAUAUAUACAUAACUUUUCC